AGACGCCUAGGAGUAGUCAUCCUGACCAACGUUGGCCUUGUGUUGAAAUGGAAGCUUGCUUGACCAGAUGCUUUAAUGGAAAUGCGUUUCGAAGAGCUCUAAAACCUCUCAAUUUAAAAACCUCGAAUCCUUCCUUUCGCUGCUCUUCCAUGCCCAUCCAUUCUGGAGGAACAAAGUCCCUUAUAAAGGCAUAUGAUGCUUUAUUGUUGGACGCUGGAGGAACCCUUUUGCAAUUGGCAAAGCCUGUCGAGGAAACCUAUGCUUCUAUUGGGAGCAAAUAUGGUCUGACUACAAGUUCAGUGGAGAUAAAGAAGGGAUUUAAGAGAGCUUUUGCUGCCCCAUGGCCUGAAAAGCUACGUUACCAGGGAGAUGGGAGGCCAUUUUGGAAACUUGUUGUUUCUGAAGCCACUGGUUGCACUAAUGAUGAUUAUUUUGAAGAAGUCUAUAAGUACUAUGCAAAUGGCGAUGCAUGGCGCCUUCCAGAUGGGGCUUAUGAAACAUUAUUCCUUCUUAAAGAUACUGGAGUUAAGCUGGCUGUUGUAUCCAAUUUUGACACCCGCUUAAGGAAGCUAUUAAAGGACCUAAAUGUUAUAGAUUUGUUUGAUGCUCUAAUCGUAUCUUCAGAAGUUGGAUAUGAAAAACCAGAUCCAAAUAUAUUUAAAGCUGCUUUAGAUCAAGUAAAUGUGGAGGCUAGCAAGGCAGUACAUGUUGGAGAUGAUCUCAAGGCAGACAAGGAUGGAGCUAAUGCAAUUGGUAUUGAUUGCUGGCUAUGGGGAGCAGAUGUCAAGACAUUCACAGAUAUACAAAAUCGCAUCCUUGCCUAAGUAAUUAGGUGUCAACAGUUCUUAGUGCUAAUUCAAGUCUUUGUAAUUCUUGGAUAUAUUUAUGUUUUGGAUACCAUGUAAAUUUUAAGUUGAAAGAACUGAGUUUAUCAUAGCAUUGAUGAAAAUCUGUGGAAAUCUGUGGAAGUGACCUUUUGAAAGAUUGGCAUAUUAUGCAUUCCUAAGAGAAAGAGGGAACUGUUGACAGGGGAUAAAAAUUCCCCUUCAGUAAGUUGCAACUGUAUUGAUGAA
This is a messenger RNA of Hevea brasiliensis (rubber tree), 1073 nucleotides long. RefSeq lists its product as uncharacterized. The transcript is spliced from 9 exons. The coding region runs from base 48 to 824 and encodes 258 amino acids. The record is from RefSeq and is a predicted model, not a curated record. Lineage: Eukaryota; Viridiplantae; Streptophyta; Magnoliopsida; Malpighiales; Euphorbiaceae.